Ceratotherium simum simum (southern white rhinoceros) is the source of this 3332-nucleotide messenger RNA. It is a transcript of the gene TMEM231, whose product is annotated as transmembrane protein 231. Gene Ontology annotation, biological process: regulation of protein localization; cilium assembly. The record is from RefSeq and is a predicted model, not a curated record. Gene Ontology annotation, cellular component: ciliary membrane; ciliary transition zone. NCBI's taxonomy places the organism in Eukaryota, Metazoa, Chordata, Mammalia, Perissodactyla, Rhinocerotidae.
GCCCCGCCCCUACGGGGGCCCCGCUUCCUUGCUAUUGGUUCCUUUCCCUGCACCGUCGGUUGCCGUGGAGACCACAGCUAUGGCCACUAGGAGAAGCCAAACUUAGUCGUUCCUCUCGAACCGCGGAGGGGUCUCGGGCGUGCGGCGCUAGUCCGCGGGGAGCUCAUGGCGCUCUACGAGCUCUACUCUCACCCGGCCGAGCGCGGCUACCGCGCGGGGCUCUGCUCCAAGGCCGCGGUGUUCCUGCUGCUGGCCGCCGUGCUCACGUACAUCCCGCCGCUGCUGGUGGCCUUCCGGAGCCACGGGUUCUGGCUGAAGCGGAGCAGCUACGAGGAGCAGCCGACCGUGCGCUUCCAGCACCAGGUGCUGCUCGUAGCCCUGCUAGGACCCGAGCGCGGCGGCUUCCUCGCGUGGAGCACGUUCCCCGCCUUCAACCGGCUGCAGGGGGAUCACCUGCGCGUCCCGCUCGUUUCGACUAGAGAAGAAGACAGGAACCAGGAUGGGAAGAUGGACAUGUUACAUUUUAAACUGGAGCUGCCCCUGCAGUCCACGGAGCAUGUUGUGGCCGUGCAGCUCAUCUUGACUUUCUCCUACCAGUUGCACAGGAUGUCAACAUUCGUGAUGCAGAGCAUGGCGUUUCUCCAAUCCUCCUUCGCUGUUCCAGGGUCCCAGUUAUAUGUGAACGGAGACCUGAGGCUGCAGCAGAAGCAGCCCCUAAGCUAUGGCGGCCUAGACGUUCGAUACAAUGUGUCUGUAAUCAACGGGACCAGCCCUUUUGCCUGUGACUACGACCUCACCCACAUUGUUGCUGCUUACCAGGCAAGGAAUGUAACCACCGUCCUGACUGACCCCAACCCCAUCUGGCUGGUGGGAAGGGCCGCUGAAGCUCCAUUUGUGAUUAAUGCUGUCAUUCGAUAUCCUGUGGAAGUCAUUUCUUAUCUACCAGGAUUCUGGGAAAUGAUAAAGUUUGCCUGGAUCCAAUAUGUCAGUAUCCUGCUUAUCUUUCUCUGGGUGUUUGAAAGAAUCAAAAGAUUUGUGUUUCAAAAUCAGGUAGUCACCACAGUCCCUGUAACAGCAGUGCCCCAGGGAGAACUGUAUAAGGAGCACUUAUCAUAAGAAGAUCAUUUCUGAAAACACUAAGCAGGACCCUGACUACCUCAUCAUUGUCCUCCCAGAACUGCCAUCUUAUGACAUUUCUGAAAAGAGCCGAGGGACACAUGCCAACAUAUGUAUUUUUCCUAUCAGAGACAAAGAGCAAUUCUUUCUCUACACAAAUUCCAUAUCUUCUAAGCACUUAACAAAUCAUCAGGGACUAGUUUGUGGAAAGGUCUGAGGGCUAUAAUUUGCCUUUUUUUUUUUGCUUUAGACUUGAAUUUCAGGAGAAAACUACAGUCAGUUCAGACAUCUUGGAAAGAGUCCCAUCUCUGGUCAAGCAAAGACUGCCUCUCUUGAACUGAGAAACAUGCUAUGCGUUUCUUCCCCCUAUUGUCAACCACUUUUUUACUCUUUUCGGAAGUCUCUUAUGAUAGAUAUGCAGGUCACAUGCACUUUCCACUCCUGGGCAUAUAAAUUUCCCAUUCAGAACUUUGAUUUCGAGACCUGAGAGGGCUUUAACUGGAGAAUUGGAGAAACAGAAAGAGAGCGCUCAAGAACACAUGUAUGCUUGUACAUGAGGGUGAGUGACUUGACAACAGGACCAUCCACCUGCCCUCAGUCUAACAGACAGUCGUCUGUCAUCAGCUCAGCGGAACAGCCCUUUAUCCCUGCCCUGCUGUGGCUGGCUCUUUGCCCUGCCUUUUGCCCUCUGUCUGUGCCCCUGGAAUAGCAGGCUGAAGUCAGAAGUGCUGUUUCAUUCACAAUCCUCUCUGCAACAGUGGGGGAAGUAAGGAUUUACAACAGGUUCUUUCUCUCUGGCCUUCACCCAACAGCCUGGACACUUGCCACUCCUCCUCCUUGACAGCCCUCCCCCUUCCUGAAAAGGACAUGGGUGACAGAAGAACUGUUGUUGGUAUUGGCUCCCACUGCCCGACAACCACCGAGUUUAUUUAGAGGGCUAGCAAGAAGCCCAGCUACUUGUAUUUCCCUCAACUAAGGAACAGGGUGCCCAUCGGCGCCGGCAGCUUUGGGGAGGACACACAAGUAGCAGUGAGGGGAUAAAGAAGAUGUUAGCCCAGGCAGCCCAAUCCAGCUUGGCCAUUAGCAGACUAACAAGCAGUCCAGCCAGAUUACCCUCGUGGCUCAAUGAGCGUCUGCAGGAGAAGAGACCACUGGAACAGGCCUCUGUUGUACACAGAAGACUGAUUCUCCGUUCUCAUCCCAAGGAUACAUGCAGUUUCCUCAAAGGAUGGAUGGAUCUGCUUUAUGAUCUCAAGAUGUCAUUGGCACUAGCAGGACAUACUCGCUGUGAUCCAUGCUUCAUGCCCACCCCCAAACACACUCAGUGUCUGCCUCAGUUUACCUUGGAGAUUUAGUUAUUUCCAAAGCACCUUUUCUUCCAGGCUGACAAAAAUAAGAGUUUUGGAAACAAAGCUAUUUUGAAGUAUUCAAGCACAAAAAUAUCUUAACACUGGCCCCUCUGCCUUUUUUUUAAUGUUUAGGGCUGUUUAUAUGCCUAAAAAUUUUUUCUUGAGAUUUAAAUGAAAAAUGGUUGCUGGUUUGAAUCACAAAAAGAUAAUGAGAUAUGGAAAGAUAGCUAAAGAUGUGUAUAAACAUUGCUUUGCAUUUUGUUAAAUUAUUUUAAUGCAAAAUUUGUGUAAAAAGCUAUGAUGUUUUGUAACUUUCUAAUUAAAAUGUUCAAAAUGGAAGGUUGCAUGUGGCUUUUUAGAGGGGAAGUUUGGAAGGAGGAAGAAUAGGGAGGGCAGAGGUUGCGCACACUUCUCCAAGUUACUCACCAACAGCCUUGCUUUGCCAGGGCUCUGCCCAGAGACCUUGGAGCUUUUGUUAGCUCUUGGGCAGAAGUCCCCUGGUCCAGCCCCAAGUAAAUGUGAGUUUUCAGUGGAAUCCACAUGGCCUGUGGAAACCACAGGCUGGAAAAUUACUACUGCAUCUGGUGAAUAGCAAAUUAUUUACAGAUCAGAUGUUGGUAGCUUCUGAACCUGAAUCACACAGUGUAGUUGCAAGGAGGAAAAAGAUGAGAAAUAUCCAGGAUUUUAUCAACUGAGCUGUAACCCAUAGCUAAAUCAGAGUUUGAGACACUUACUCAAUAUUGGGGUUGGGGAAGAUCCCUAAUUUUGCCAAAUGAUUAUCCAGUUUCUGUUUGAAUCAGGAGAGGCCCCUAAAGUCCCGCUUUGGUCCCAUCAUCUAAGGUUCAUAAAGUAAUUCUCUGUGUCUCC